AUGGCUAGGCUGCCCUGCAGAGUUAUCAAGGAAACCCAGAGUCUGCUGGCAGAACCAGUUCCUGGCAUUAAAGCAGAACUAGAUGAGAGUAACGCCCAUUAUUUUCAUGUGCUUGUUGCUGGCCCUCAGGAUUCCGCUUUUGAGAGAGGGACUUUUGAACUUGAACUAUUCCUUCCAGAAGAAUACCCAAUGGUAGCUCCUAAAGUACGUUUCAUGACCAAAAUUUAUCAUCCUAAUGUAGACAAGUUGGGAAGAGUAAGUUUAGAUAUUUUGAAAAAGUGGUCCCUAGUACUGAAGAUCCGAACAGUUCUGCCCUCUAUCCGGGCUUUGUUAAAUGCUCCCAAUCCGGAUGAUUCAUUAGCAAAUGAUGUAGUAGAUCAGUAG
Molecule: messenger RNA, 384 nt
Organism: Cervus elaphus (red deer)
Lineage: Eukaryota; Metazoa; Chordata; Mammalia; Artiodactyla; Cervidae
Product: ubiquitin-conjugating enzyme E2 N-like
Exons: 1
Coding region: 1-384 (127 amino acids)
Biological process (GO): protein K63-linked ubiquitination; DNA damage tolerance
Cellular component (GO): nucleus
Molecular function (GO): ubiquitin conjugating enzyme activity
Source: RefSeq, a predicted model, not a curated record